AUGUCAGCGGUCAAACCUCGAGAGUUCAAGUUCGUCGGCGCAUUCAGUCGCAAGAGGAGACGUCGUGAUGGGACAGCACCUGGAUCGAUUGACUUCGUCGGACCGACAACACGAUCGAAGCAAGCAGCGACGAAACCGCAGAGUGAAGCUGUUGCUGCUGAGCCUGCGACGCCGCCAAAGUCGGCGGAUGGCAAUAGCGAAGGUCAGGAUAAGAGUGGUGAGAAUACUACGCCCCCAGCGGUAGAAGCGACAGAAACAGAGGCGCAGGCUCCUCUUGCAACGACGCCAGUGAUUCCUCACGAGAAUGCCAAUCCGUUUGAUCACGAUAUGAUGAUGGGAGAGGGUAUGAACAGCGGAAGUGAUAUCGACUGGACAUAUUCAAGUCUUAUGAACCCUUUCAUAGAUACAGGUCCCUCGUUCAUGGCGCCUUUUGAUCAAGUCAAUGGCCAACUGCCCAUUUAUUUUGGGCCUGACAUCCCUCUCAUUCAACUGGGCGACUCAUCAUCUACCGACAACUCGCCUGAGAAUCACUUCAUCGGGCCUCAAUUGCCAAAUGAAACCGACGGUACAGCGGGAGAGUUUGCUACAGAUGCACAGGCGCAAGCAAUUGAAGAGCCCGUCUUGCCAUUGCUCAACUCUCACGCGGCGCCGAGCAACAUUAGCGACACCAUUGCGCAGCUACUGACUCGAUAUGACCAAGAGUUUUGCGUCAUGCCUCUGACCCACGACUUUGCCGCCAAUCCAUUCCGAUUCGACGCCGAAACAGGUCGGGGCUCACAACUUCUCUUACAUUGCAUCCUCGCUCUCUCUUACAAACACAUCAAUCGAGAUACGGGAUCUUGCGCCGGAGAGGCCAAGAUGCAUAAGAAGAAGGCUCUCCAGAUGCUCAAAGACAUGGAAGGCGUGUCGCAGGCGUCACCGAUUGAAGCGACUUUCUUGGACGCGGUGUUGAUCCUCAUGACACUUGAUUGCGCAACAUCUGCUCAUGGUCCUUGGACUUGGUAUCUCAAACGAGCGCAUAAAAUGAUACAAGCUGCCGAAUUCUGUAACAUGAAGAAGACGCCUCGAAUGCAAGCACGCAUUGAGAUGCUAGUCUGCCCUCACAAGCCGCCAAGGAUGCGUCCUCUCCGAAUCCACGAUAAUCAGCCUCUUCAACUCUUCAACCACGACAAAACAAGCGACGAGACCUUCUACAGCGUAUCAGGCUGUCCCGAAGCCUUAUUCCGCCACAUUAUCCGCCUCGGAUCCUACGCACGAGAAUUCGAGCUCAUAAGCAACAUGACCUGUGCAAAAUUCGACAUGGAGCACGUUCUCAACGUGGAGAAAGAAAUACGCGAGUGGACAGACCCAGAGUACGGAGACAUCCCAGACCAACUCGUCUCAGACACUACAGGCUGCGAUAUAGGCGAUGUAGCACACUACAAAGAAGACUUACACCACUGCGCCGAAGCAUGGAGAUACGGGCUUCCUGGCGCGCAAGACGCUUAA
Molecule: messenger RNA, 1488 nt
Organism: Fusarium tjaetaba
Lineage: Eukaryota; Fungi; Ascomycota; Sordariomycetes; Hypocreales; Nectriaceae
Exons: 5
Coding region: 1-1488 (495 amino acids)
Biological process (GO): positive regulation of transcription by RNA polymerase II
Cellular component (GO): nucleus
Molecular function (GO): transcription cis-regulatory region binding; DNA-binding transcription factor activity
Source: RefSeq, a predicted model, not a curated record